Messenger RNA from Symbiodinium necroappetens, 372 nucleotides. NCBI's taxonomy places the organism in Eukaryota, Dinophyceae, Suessiales, Symbiodiniaceae. The record is from the annotation of a GenBank genome assembly.
AUGUGCUCUGUGGUCCUGCGCUUUGCAAGGUGUUUUCCUGCUCAACCUGACGCCUUUCAGCAUCCAAGCGACAAUCGGAAAAGGCUCGAAGGCCGUGCAGCUGAAGGAGAACUCAGGGAUGUCUUUGGGCUCGGACACGACCACUAUCCGCCUCGCGCUGUCCCUGUCGAAGGACUCGCCCGGGUGGCUGCCGCAAACUUUGCCGCAGAUUGUGGUGUCACCAGUCGCAGGCGAACAGUCCGUGCAGCUGCCAGACGCAGAGCACCUUCGGGUGCUUUCCUCCAGGUGGAGAGCGGAGGAGUCCAGCCAUGCCCAGCUGAUCACCUUGCUCUGGUCCUGGCCACACAGGCUGCGUGGCAUCCGUUUCCAUGA